Aspergillus uvarum CBS 121591 is the source of this 2376-nucleotide messenger RNA. RefSeq names its product Anp1-domain-containing protein. The transcript has 6 exons. The coding region runs from base 1 to 2376 and encodes 791 amino acids. The record is from RefSeq and is a predicted model, not a curated record. Gene Ontology annotation, biological process: cell wall mannoprotein biosynthetic process; protein N-linked glycosylation. Lineage: Eukaryota; Fungi; Ascomycota; Eurotiomycetes; Eurotiales; Aspergillaceae. Gene Ontology annotation, cellular component: mannan polymerase complex. Gene Ontology annotation, molecular function: alpha-1,6-mannosyltransferase activity.
AUGGGAACUCCACUACAUGGUACGGCCAUUAUUACCGGGGCCAGUGGCCUGCUGGGAUCAGAGGUUGCCGUCUCCAUCGCCAAAGCACAGCCCUUUGUCCACCUGCUGUUGGUGGCUCGGGAUAUCAGAUCCGACACCGUGAAGGAUGUAUUAAGCCGCAUCCGCUUGAUUGGGCCGAGGUCCGUCGAGGUGGUCAAGUGUGAUCUAGCCUGCUUCAAUUCGGUGGCGAGCUUUGCACAAUAUACUGUGGAGCGAGUUCGCAGUAAAGAGAUCCCUCCGGUCACCCUCUUGAUCAAUUCCGCGGCCAGCUCAUCCUACGUCACCGAUCAAGUCACACGAGAUGGGUACGACCCCGUCUACCAAACCAACUGCAUCGCCCCGUUCUUGUUGACCGUGAGCUUGCUCGAGGCCUUCCGAGCCGGCGACGGAACCCCAAACGGCGGUGCCCGAGUCAUCAACGUCGGAUGCGCCGCCAUGUCCAAAGGGUCACUGGACUACUUCGAUGAGCAGGACCCGGAUAACGCCAGCCAGGCCCCGGGGACUCCGAUCAGUGCAAAGGAAGCCACCGCCCGGUUUGGGAGUAGUAAGCUGUUGAUGAGCGCUGCUAUGUAUGCCUUGCGCCGGAGUCUGGUACUCGCGGGCAACAUCUCGCUCAAUGUAUAUACGAUGGACCCCGGAUUUAUGACCGGGGAGAGCCAUCUCACCGCCUCGGCACCUUUGUCGGUGCGAAUGGCGCAUCAGACCCGGUCUGGACUCCGGCCCCUCUUGCGGGUUUUCUCCAAGAGUGCAAUCAACAAGGCUAGCGUUCCAGCCAAGGUCAUUGCGAAAGUCGCAUUCCAGAGGGAAACGGUGGAGAACUGGGGCAGAGAGCGCUAUUAUAUCUUGGAUAGUGAAUAUGAGGCCGGAUCCGUCAUUCCCGUGUUGCGAGACUUGCCGCGCAUGGAUGCGCUGCUGCAGAAGGUGAUGCGACAGCAGGAUUUUCAACCCCGGGCACAACCUGCCUUGCGCCGCCGGAGGCAACUCUUCCAGCGCCUAUGUCUUCUCUGCGGUGUCUCCCUGUUGCUCCUCGUCCUGAUCUUCCCGUCGCUGCGCGCCUCACUCCUUCCGGUGGUAUCGCUCGGCCUCCUCCACCCCUAUGAAGACCUUCAGAUCGAGACGAUCCGAUACUAUGACCUCUCCAAAGUGCAAGGGACCGCCAGUGGCUGGGAGCGCGGGGAGCGGGUGCUCAUGUGCACGCCCCUGCGCGAUGCCUCCUCCCACCUGCCCAUGUUCUUCUCGCACCUGCGGAACCUCACCUACCCGCACAACCUGAUCGAUCUGGCGUUUCUGGUAUCGGAUUCCGAGGACGACACGAUGGGCAUGUUGUCGCGCAUGCUGGACGAACUCCAGCACGAUGCGGAUCCGAAGAUGCCGUACGGCGAGAUCUCCGUGAUCCAGAAGGACUUUGGCCAGCUGGUCAACCAGGAUGUGGAAAGUCGACACGGCUUUGCCGCGCAGGCCAGUCGCCGGAAGCUGAUGGCCCAGGCUCGGAACUGGCUGCUGAGCGCCACGCUGCGCCCGACGCAUAGUUGGGUCUAUUGGCGCGACGCGGACGUCUUGACCGCGCCGCAGACGAUUCUGGAGGAUCUGAUGCGGCAUGACAAGGAUGUCAUUGUACCAAAUGUGUGGCGACCCCUUCCCGACUGGCUGGGCGGAGAGCAACCGUACGACCUGAACUCGUGGCAAGAAUCCGAAACUGCAUUGGCCCUGGCCGACACGUUGGAUGAAGACGCGGUCAUCGUGGAAGGGUAUGCUGAAUAUGCUACCUGGCGUCCUCAUCUUGCCUACCUGCGCGACCCGUACGGAGAUCCGGACAUGGAGAUGGAACUUGACGGCGUAGGAGGCGUCAGUAUCCUGGCGAAGGCGCGGGUUUUCCGCUCGGGGGUGCACUUCCCCGCUUUCAGCUUCGAGAAGCAUGCCGAGACAGAAGCCUUUGGCAAGAUGGCCAAGCGCAUGGGAUUCUCAGUCAUCGGCCUCCCACAUUACACAAUCUGGCAUCUUUACGAGCCGAGCGUGGACGAUUUGCGGCACAUGGAGGAGAUGGAGCAGGAACGGAAAGAGCGCGAGAUGGAGGAGAAAGACCAGGCCGACCGUGCCGAGCGCGUUCAGACCCUGUUCAAGGAUGCCAAGACGCAGUGGGAUAUCGACCAUGCAUUCGUCGAGGACGCGAUCGCCGAGGAUCAGAAGCAAGAGACCGCCGCUUCAGGUGGUUCCUCAAGCGAGACACUCAAGGGCUCGGAGGAAGGUCCUCUAGCGCAGCCAGUUGUGAAAGAGAGGGGUGGUACUGGACAGAGCGGCGAGGGUUCCGGUACUCAGAUGGAAGAAGCUAAGCGUUAA